Molecule: messenger RNA, 1307 nt
Organism: Magallana angulata
Lineage: Eukaryota; Metazoa; Mollusca; Bivalvia; Ostreida; Ostreidae
Exons: 2
Coding region: 3-365 (120 amino acids)
Source: RefSeq, a predicted model, not a curated record
AUAUGGGGCUGCUGCAGAGUUGUUUUGCGAAAAAUAACAAGGUGGGAGUGAUGAAGGAGGAGGCGGAGGUGUACGAGAAGGUGCGCCGUGCAAUGGUCACUGAGGAUGUGACGGAGAAGAAAGGUGGGCUGGCCUUCGGUCUGAUGUUUGUCUCCGAGGAGGAGCGAAAGAUGCCACCACGCAGAUUGACAGAGCUCAAGAAAGAGGAUUUUGAAAAAUGGAGGGACGACCAGGAAAAGGUCCAGUCCCAGAAACAGAAGCUGGCUCAGCAGAGAAGGGAAGAGGCCCUCAUCCAGAAGAAGAUCGAAGUCGCCCAUAAAGAGAUGGAGAGGCUGGAGAAAUAUGUCAAUCUCAGCGUCCAAUAACACUCUUAUUACAAUUUACUUGUAAUAAACAACCUUGAUCCCAUCCUGUGUUAUUACAUUUUUAUUUGAUAUUUCCCCAAAAGGAAUUGGGAUUUUUAAGUGGUAUAUGAUAUGGUAAAGUGAUGCUGGUUAGUGUUCUGACUUCAAGUUUUUUAUUUGUAGUUGCAGUGAAAGAGAAUUGUGUUGCAUCGAAAUUGUAAGAAAUGAACAACAAAAAAACUCUUCGUAAAUUUCUUUAUUUAAUAACUACAUGUACAAGUAUAUAUAGGCAGGUAAGAGGAACUUGUAUUUAGCAGAAUUUCUCAUCGAAAAAAAAUUAAAAUGGAAAUGACUUCUAAACAAAAUUCUUGAACCCCAGCUCAAGAAUGUUGGUAAAAUAAGGACAAUGUUAUACAUAAGAAUUUUUUUUCUUGACUCUUUCACAUGUUGCAAGCUAACGGGCUAAAGAUUUUAACCUUCUUUUUUUUUUAUUUUGAAAAGGUAUGAAACUUUAGAAAUCUGAUGAUGAAUUCUGGACACGUAAAAGACAAAUUGAGUGUAUAACUUGAGUGCGCAAUGAGGCCUCAACCAAAUUGUAAAAUUUAAAACUCAUUUGCUGAUAGUUCUUGCGUUAAUUUACUGCUCUACAGGUCAUGCAAAGGGUUAAAUAGAAUAAAACAAUUAGCAGUUCAUCUUUACUCCCGACCAAAAAAAUGUACAAUUUACUAUAUCAGGAAUACUAUUUAGAUCUAUCAACCAUACUGCAUAUCUGUCUAUCUAUUUAUUAUACCCCUAUUCACUAAAAGAGGCACAGGAAUUUAUUGUAAUUAUUUACAUACAUUUCUGUGGAUUCUUUAUAAGGUUGUAUUUUAUCUAGGUAAACUUAAAGGCCCAUUAGUCUCUUGGAAUAAUUUUAUGUAUGGAUGAUUAAAUUUAUACAUUGUAGCAUCAUAGAGAACAAGA